GAUGGAGGGUCUUGGGGAGGCAGGGUCAUAGGGAUGGGGGACCCCGGGCAUGUAGAAUCUGGGGUGUGGGAGAACCCAGGGAGGCAGGGUCCUGGGGAGGUGGGCUCCCUGCACUGGGGACACGGGACACCGGGGGUGGGGUGUGGUUGUGUGUGUCGUGUCCUACCCCUCCCCGCUGUGGGGUGCUGCCUGGGGUGCCACAUGGGACGGACCCUACCCAUCGCGGUGGUGUCGGGGCUGCUCGGCGCGAUGCGACCGGACACCCCGCUGGCUGCCUCCUCGGUUCCCGCCCCACCCCCCGCCCGGUCCCGCGGCCGGUCCCUCCCCGGUAGUGCGUCCCGCCCCGCCCCGCCGCGGUCAGGACCGCCCCCGCUCCCCGCUGCCGCCGGUGCAGCGGCCCGGCAUGGCCGCGCUGCCGCUGCUUGCCGCCGCCUGCCUGGCCUGCACCCUCGCCAUGUUUGGGACCGGCCUGUCUGACCUGCGCCAGAUGUUGGCAACCAAGAGUGUGGAGAACAUCCAGUUCCUGCCCUUCCUCACCACCGAUGUCAACAACCUGAGCUGGUUGGGCUAUGGCUGCCUGAAGCAGGACUGGACCCUGAUCACCGUCAACACCAUUGGGGUGGCACUGCAGACCCUCUACAUCCUGGCAUACCUCUACUACAGCCCUGCAAAGCGCCCCGUGCUGCUGCAGAGCCUGCUGCUCUUGGCCGUGCUGGCUGCUGGCUACGGCUACUUCACCCUCCUGAUUGCCGAUGCACGGACGCGCCUGGCACGCCUGGGGCUCUUCUGCAGUGUCUUCACCAUCAGCAUGUACCUCUCACCGCUGGCUGACCUGGCCAAGAUUGUCCAGAGCAAGUCGACGCGUUGCCUGUCCUUCCCCCUGACCAUCACCACCUUCCUGGCCUCCACCAGCUGGACGCUCUACGGCCUGCAGUUCCAUGACCCCUACAUCACGGUGGGUUGGGGCAGCGGGCAGCCAAGGGAUGCUCUCCCGUCCUGUCCCGUCCUGUCCCGUCCUGUCCCUGCCCCAUGGCAUUCGGCUGAGUGGUUGGCACCAGGCCGACCCCUGUCCAGCGUCGUGUGUGUCUCACAGCAAAGCCCGUGACUAGGCUCAGCGAGAUGAGUAUUGAUUUUAAUUAAUUAGAUGGUAUAAGGCCAAUAAAUCUCCCCCAGCAACACAGGGCUGGUGGAGCAGCGAUGGGGGAGGGCAGGAGCGCCAUGAGCCAGGUAGACCCACUCCCCCCCUCCCCCGCAUCAUGUCCUCCUGCAGGUCCCGAAUGUGCCAGGGAUUGUCACCAGCAUCGUGCGGUUCUGGCUUUUCUGGCGGUACCCGCCAGGCCAGGACAAGCCCUACAGACCCCUGCAUGCCUGAGGGGGCCCCACUGGCCCCCCCAAGGAAGGAGCUCACGCACUGUUGGACUGAUGAAGGAUCCCUCAACCCUUGCCAGUUUGCUCCAGCGUGGACUGGCCCCAGCCACUGAGCCCCAGGUGCCAAGGGCUGCCCACUCCUGGCAGGACAGGGGCCCUGGGAGGGCACCUCCUGCCUUUGUGGUUCACUCUCACCGGCAUCCCUCCAGCCCUUGGUCCUUCGGUGAUGGUUGGAUUGGUCUCAGCAAUGCCUUUGGGGUGCCAGGAGCCCCCCCCCCCCCCCCCCAAGUUCCUGGGCACCCCGCCUGUCCCCGGGGACCCCCGGACAGUCUUCCAUGCCCACGGCUCUGCCCCAGCACCAGGCUGGGGCUGCCGGGAAGCCCUGUGUCUCUCUUGUAUGAAUUUAAGUGCCUUUUAAUAAAUCAGAGACUGAAGA
Aquila chrysaetos chrysaetos is the source of this 1804-nucleotide messenger RNA. RefSeq names its product solute carrier family 50 member 1 (gene SLC50A1). Gene Ontology annotation, cellular component: membrane. Gene Ontology annotation, biological process: carbohydrate transport. Gene Ontology annotation, molecular function: sugar transmembrane transporter activity. The record is from RefSeq and is a predicted model, not a curated record. The coding region runs from base 404 to 1105 and encodes 233 amino acids. Lineage: Eukaryota; Metazoa; Chordata; Aves; Accipitriformes; Accipitridae. The transcript is spliced from 5 exons.